Messenger RNA from Mya arenaria, 3340 nucleotides. RefSeq lists its product as uncharacterized. The transcript is spliced from 2 exons. The coding region runs from base 108 to 2504 and encodes 798 amino acids. The record is from RefSeq and is a predicted model, not a curated record. NCBI's taxonomy places the organism in Eukaryota, Metazoa, Mollusca, Bivalvia, Myida, Myidae.
UGAAAUCAGUUUCGUUUUGAUGAGAUUUUCAUGACAAAAUUUUGACGUGGAUCUCAGUAUAAUGUCUGUUUAAUUACAGUCAAUUUCUUACCCAGUUUUGUUUAAAAAUGGAUACAUGCACAAAUACAGACCCUCCGAGCACUUCAGGCCAGGGCAGUAUGCUUGUCUCUGGAAACCAAUCUAUGACCGAAGCUGAAGUCCAAUCACUGUUUUUGUGCAAGGAGGAGGUUAUUCUACAAAUCGACCCUUUCGUUGUGUCUGCAACACUUCGUAGAAAAUACCCUCGACGAUUUGAAUCUGUUCACAAGAAAAUCAACACAUUAGCACUAACAACUGACAGAAGAUACGUCUCCGAAGUUUUGAUCAGCCACCUGCCGCAAAACAUUUCCUUACAGGACUUAGUACUUGUUCUUGAAGAAUGUGGUUAUAAAAGAUUAGCAGCAAAAUUGUACCUUUCCCUUUUCAAAUUGGACGCCGUUACAAGUGUAAAUCAUGUUCACAAAUCGACAUCAGGUCAAAGGCCAUUCUUAAGCAAAAUGGUGGUUAAUUUGAAAAAGAUGGUGGAUAAUGCACGGUUCACUGAUCCUCGGCUUGCAUUAAGCCAAUUAAGUGACAGGUGUUUCCUAAAAAUGCAAAACGAAAGUAAUGAUUAUCGGAGACAAAAUCUUGCUGACAAAUGUGUAGCAGUUAUUGGUGCAGAAAUCGAUGCGAUAGCAAUCACAUUUGACAAAGGACUUCGCGAAAGAGAUGUCUUCACCAAAAUGAAAAGUCUCACAAGCGAAACAAGUAAUACAUUACUUACAGAUGGUGUGUAUUUUGGCCGUUUAGCAAAUGCAAAUGCUAUUGCAGGGCGUUUUGAAGAAAGUGAAGAUUUGCUCAGAGCUGCUCGUUGUAAAGCAUUCCAUAUUGGUCCCUGCUUUGAACUUUUGUUUAUGAUUGUUAUCGAAGUGCAAGUUGGACUCUAUAGCUUUGAAAACACGCCAACACCAGAAGAAAGGCGGGCACUGUUAAUGUGGGGUAGAAUGGGUCUUGAAUGUGCUGAAGAGGAAAAUUUGGACACUAAAAAUAUGUGGAGAAGAUCGUUUGUUUUGAGAAUGGUAUUCUGCUUGCUUGGUCUCGGGAACCGGGCAAACGUUAUUAAAAACUGUCCUGUUGACGCAACAUGCAUUGAAGAAGCAAAGGAACUUCUUGCCGAUAUGGAUAGAAACUGGACUGGUAUAGAAAUAAGACGAAAAAUGUUUUACUAUGUUGCUAGAGCUAGAAUAGCGGAGUUGACCAAACAAAACCAAGACUGCCUGGACAAUUUACAAAAGUCUAAGUACCUUGCAGAUAAAGCCAACUUUGACGAGUUAGAAUUUAUUUCAACUUACUUUGAUCAGGUAAACUCUCUCACGCAUCUGAGAAGUCAAUAUAAAGGCACCAUAGAAGGGGGAGAACCUAAGACGGAAGUGCUUGGUGAAAUGAUAUUAGAUGAAACAAGAAACUAUGCUUUAAUUAAAAAACCGUCAUUUAACCAGAGUCUCGACACUAUCAGCAUCCGUACAGUUGAUGAUGACGAAACCAUUCCAAAACUCAGGCUUUACUCUCCAGUAGCAUGGAAUUUAAAAUCAAAAGUGGCCCUUCUUCAUCUUCGUUCAGAUGAAGACACACAUCCAUCGGUUGAAUAUCGGUUAAGAUGUGAAGAAGAUAAUACCUUUCAAGAAACAAGAAGUCAGUCAGUAAACUUCGAGCGAGAGAACGACAUAGUUUUAAUGAAACACAGAAGUCUUUCGUUUUCCGAUAAAAGCAAUAGUUCAUUUACAAAUACGAGGUUGCCAGUUUUCAAACCAGGCAUAUCUGGUAGUGUUUGUAUGGAAAGCAUUAGAACUAAACUGGAAAGCCAUACAGAGCCAAAGGAAAUAUGCUGUAUGCAACAAAUAAGCGCUAGUUUCGAAGGUGAUAGUACAACUCAAUUUCCGAAAAGAAAGGAUGUCGUAAAAACAGAAAUAUGUGAAAGACCAAAUGUUGAAGAGGACUUUCUAAACAAUUGGCAUGAACAUGACUAUAGAAUCUACCAAGAGUUCCAGAAGCCAGACUUCGUCAAUCAAAGUAAUGAAUCGAAGUUGUCAGUUCGAUUACCAUUAAGUGGCCGCACAUCAGCCGGCAACAGCGAUGCAGAUUCUUUAACGAAGCCUAAAUGUUUGGUUUCCGCUGGACAAACGUUCACUACACAAAACCACUUACGUGGUGGAGAUCCGAAUGUCAUAGAAACGUUUGGCAUUUUUAAAACUUCAGAACUAUGCAUGUCUAAUACUGGUAUGGAAGUCCGAAUUUCACCUGCCGGGCGUGACAGUGCUGGCAACACACCAUAUCAAACAAGAGAAAGGUCUUUAGGUUCUCAAGAAGGUUAUCAGAAAGAGGGACACUCAAGCGUAGAACAUUUAAAUGUGUAUCAGUCGUUCAAAGAGUCAGAUUUAUCCGACAAUCUGUCUUCUCUAGAUAGCGAUGAUAUGUUUGGUGACUGACAUGAUGCAUGCGCUGAAUCUUACUGAGCCAAAGCUUUACGAAGGACAUCCACACUGUUAGGUGAUUGACACGUUACAUGUGCUGCAUCUUACUAAGCAGAAGAAAGUAAACGAGCUUUUAACAAGGACAUGCACAAUAUUUGGUUGCAAGGUUUCAAUUCGUAGGUUUUGGUUGCAUGUGCUUCUUUUUUCGUGUUCAUGGUAGGGUUGGUGACAUAUCACUCCGCAUUUUGCGUGUUGUUUCAUAUCUUCGUAGCUUUCUUGAAUGCUUUCAAGUGUUAAUAGAGUUUAUGUUAUUAAGUGUUUUUUGUUCUCAAAAAAAGUCAGUAUGGACUCUAAGUUUCGGUCCUGAUAGUUUUGUUUGCUGUGUAUGUCCCGAUUAAUGGUAGUCGAGGACACAGAUAUGAAUUUGGGAUUUCUGGUAACCUGAUAUUCUUUUUGUGUGUUUUAAUGCGUUGAAAGAAAGAAAGUUAUUCUAAAUAUCAUUUUACAGAUAAGAUUUUUUUAUUACCCAAAAAGUUUCAAAUAAGUAAUUUCACGUUCGAUUCCAGUUGAAAUUAAAAAAGAGAAUAAAUAAGUUUAUCUUUUAGUGUUUUCCGUAAUAUAUUAAAUAUAUUACUUUUUAGUAAUCAGUCAAGGUCACAAUGUGUCCACGACAGGAAUAUUCAGGUUAACGCCGAAAAUUUGGGUGAUUUCGUGGCUUGUCUUGCGAUGUCGUUCAUAAAAAUAAGUGUCUUGCGAUUAAAAAUCUGUCCUGACUUGAAAUUCGGACUAUUCUAUUUUUUUUGCCACGACAGAUUACUCGAAGACAUAUUGUCUAACUGGUGUCGUGUAAA